AUGGUGAAGAGUGAAGGGCGUAGAGAUAGUAAGAAGUGUGGAGUGCCAGAUCUCCCAGCUCUACCUCAGUGGAGCCCAUCCCAAGGACCUUUGCAGCUUGGGGAUUGGCUUCUUUUGCUGGAGCCGCUGGUGGCAGACCUAUCCACGACGUCAGAAACAUGGUGGAGGUUGGUGACAAGCGGUGCCGAGAGAUGGUACCAAAGGCACGUGAGCCUGUCGCCACUGGAUCGAAUUCAGCACAAAGCAGAACCACCAGCAGAAGUACAGCAAGACAAAUGGCAGAGAUUAGAGAGGAGGAUGUCAGCGAUGCUUCUUCAUGCGAUCCCAGAAGGCAUCAGGGAAGAGCUGGUGGCAUCACGUCGCCUGGGAGUCUUUUGCAUUCUGACUCAUCUAUACGCCGUCUACUGCCCAGGAGAAUUCUAUGAGAAGCAGACGCUUCUCAAGAACUUAGAGGAGCCAGCCGAGGUGAGUGCAAUCUCAGAAGCCCCAGGAGCCAUCAGGAAGUGGCUGAGAUGGAGGAGGAGGACAGAGGAGAUUGGAGCUGUCGCCCCAGUAGCACUCACAGAGAAGGGAGCAGCACCAGCAAACAAAGCAGAAGCACCGAAGAUCAGGCAGUUUGAGGCAGAGCGAGGUGAUCGAGAAAAAAGCAAAGGUAAAGGACAGGAGAGAAGUUCCGAAGACUCAGGAGGGAAGCCGAAGUGUCACUUCUUCUUGAGUGAGAAGGGGUGCAGAAAGGGCAAGCAGUGCACCUACUCAAAUGAUGCAAAGGAUGAGAAGAGGAGGUGCUGGACUUGUGGAGCCACAGACCACAUGUCACCCAGCUGCACCAGACCAAAGUCAGCGACAGGAGAAGGAAGCCCAACUAAGGCAAAGAGCCUGAAGUCAGAGGGGGAGGGGAGACCAUUAUCACCGAAGGAAUCAGACAUACAGUCCUCGGUGGCAUCAGACAUCUCAAUGAAAGAACUGAUGGAAGAAGCCAACAAGAUGCUGAGGUCGAUGCCGACGUCCGCAGGAGGAAGUGCAGCGUCGGCGAGCUCCGCAACCAAGGAGGAAGAAGCGAGGAGUGAUGUCCUAGAGCGACUGCAGCAGCAGCUAAACAGCAUGAAGCUAAAGGUGUUGGGGAUCGGCAAGGUCAUGAAGAGGGGCCAUGGUGAGUCCAAAGAAGGAUACAGAGCCAAUCGUCCCUAUGGGGCACCUGACAGCCCUGUUGGGAUGCGAAGUGAGUGGAAAGGGAAGGAGCUGGAGCUGAAAAACCCAAGGAAGGGGUUGCUUCCAGUACAACACCAUGAAGGAUGCCCUCAAGUCUCUAAAGCGUUGGCAUUAGAGCUCAUUGAGGAGAUAGAAGACAAAGUGCAGGGCAUAGGCGCCACGGCAGGCGACUUCAAAGAAGAAGAAGAAUGGAUGAGGAGAUUGGCACGGGAGCAUCCUGUGCUGAAGCAGCUGCCACCAUGGAUCAAAGAUCGACUCGCGGUGACUCCAGGAGAAUGGAGUGGUUUGCCGCUGAAUAGGAAGUGGAGGAAGAGGUUGAAGCGAGAGGGCUUCAUUCUUCACCUCUAUGCAGGAGGCAAGGAAGGAUUCACCGUUCAGCGGGCAUUCAAGCAAGUUGGAGGAGACGAAGGUUUGAUGUUGGAGGUGGAUGAGAAGAGAGGGCCAGGACACGAUAUGCUCAGCGACUCUCAGGUCUAUCCAUCUCUCUUACGAGCAGCUCUUGAGGGGAAGCUGAAGGCCAUCGUAGGACUGCCCAAGGUCCACUUUGCCCUCGAACAACCAGCAUCUCCAAGAAGCUACAUGCCAGAAACAGUCAGUUUCUGGGACACUGAGGAGUGGAAGCAGAUCAAGGAAGAAUUUCAAUUUGAGGAGACCACCUUUGAGCAGAGGAGCUUAGGAAGAUGCACCAACAUAGAAGCAGUCCAGGAAGAGAAGAAGCCGAAGACCAGCAGCCAGAAGAUGCCGGAGAAGGAAGGGGGGGUAGAGGAGACCCUGAGCAGCCCGCGGCAGGCGGCGACACAGGUGGGGGUAGAGGAGACCCGCCAGGCGGCGACGCAGGUGGGGGUGGAGGAGACCCUGACCAGCGCCCGCCCGGUGGUAGAGCAGGUGGGGAUGGAGUUGCGGGUCUUCAGGCUGGCACUUCCAAUGGUGACGAAGACAGCCAAGGAAGUCACCAGGACAAAGAUGGAGUUCCUCUUGAAGCUGAAGGCAGACGGGCACAAUGCGCCCCGAAUCCACUGUGACAGAGGCCGCGAAUUCUCAGGAGAGUUCAAACGAUGGGCCAACUCACGUGGCAUCCACAUCACCCGAACACCCGGUGAUGAUCCAAGAGGGAAUGGCAGGGUGGAGAACACCGUGAAGGCCAUAAAGACCCAAAUCAGAAGAGCCCUGAGACAGGCAUGUGAAGAUGCCAAAUGGUGGCCCUGGGCGUGCCGGUACGUCACAGAGAUCAACAGAUGCGUCAGGAUGGGCACAACACCUGAAUGGCCGAGGUUUCUGAAGGAAGUGCGGGUCAAGAAAAGGCCGACGGAGGAGCCGCUAGAUGAGAGAGUCUGGCUGGCAGUUGAGAAGGAGAUGCUGGAUGCAUUGGCCUUAAGAAGAAGGCUAAGAGAAAAGACGUCCGUGAGAAGGCUGGACGCAGUGAUGAUGACACCACCAGAAGAAGAAGAUGAUGAGAAGAAGAAGAAGAAGGAGAUGGAGGAAGAUGAAGUCCUCCAAACGAAGAUUGUCUCGCCCAAGGAGGUGGCGAGGAGAUGGAAAGAGUGGCUGCCGGCGAUUGAAAGUGAAGUUCAGUCGUUGGUGGAAGAGAAAGAAGCACUGAGGAUGCUGACCAAGGAGGAGGUCCAUCAGCUGCAGAUAGAAGCUGAAAGAACAGGCUUGACGAUGGAGAGUGUUCUGUCGAAGAUGGUCUUCACACUCAAGCCAGGACCAGAAGGAGGCAAGCCAAAGGCCCGAUGGGUCGCAUGCGGCAACUUUGAAAGCCGCAAGGAUGACGAGGAUAACUCCUCCAGUGGGGCCGAUGCAACAGCCCUGAGAGUACUGGUGUGGAUGGCGAUGAAACGUCAAUGGCUUGGAUGUGUGAUUGAUGUGAAGACGGCAUUUUUGAAUGCCAAGAUGAUACAGAAGGAAACAGAAGGACUCCUCUUGAUCAAGCCUCCAUCCAUUUUGGUGGACCAGGGCUUCAUGCCAAGAGACGCGCUGUUCCUUCCACUGCGAGCGGUGUACGGAUGUACGGAUUCCGCCGCUCACCAAGACUAUGGGGGUCACGGAGAUGAUGUCAUGAAGUCAUACAAGGUGAAAGUCAAGGUCCAAGGAAAAGAAGUGACAUUGGCGCUGGAGCCCCUUCAAAGCGAACCCAACCUGUGGAAGGUGAUCCGGGCCGAGGGGGAGCACCAACGCACUUUGGAGGCAGAAUGGGUGUCGUCCAGCCCAGUGAGAUUCCUUGGGAUGGAGAUCACAAAAGAAAAGAAUGAGGAGACAGAGCUGGGCAAGCGCCUCUACCUCUUCCCGCCGGGCCCAGCCCAAGCUGCGAGACCCGAGGUAGUAGAAGCAGUUGUAGGCUGGCUUGGAUUGGACAGCCUCACACCCGCACCAAUCUUCAGAAGUUCCUAUGGAAUUUGCGAUAAAUUCAGUGAGGCUGACAGUUGUCCUCCAACAGUGGAGAAAGUGAGGAAGUGCCAGAAGGCUGCUGGGGAGGUACUGUGGCUGGUCACGCGAACGCGACCGGACAUCAUGUUUGCAGUGGCUCGAAUGGGCGCCAAUGUGACGAGAGCCACGAAGAAGGUGAUGGAGACAGCAGCACAGCUUUGGGGAUUCCUGAAGAAAACAAAUGGAGAAGGAUUGAGGUAUGAGGAGUUGGCUGAAGAGGAGCAAGUCAUACAGGUUUUCACAGAUGCGUCAUUUGCACCGGAAGGAGAAGAAUCUCACGGUGCAUAUUUGGUCGUGGUGGGUCGCUGCCCUCUAUUUUGGAGAUCGGGAAGACAGGCAUCUGUGCCCUUGUCCACAGGAGAAGCAGAGCUCAGUGAACUGGUAGAGGGCCUGAAUGCAGGAGUCAGUUUCAGUUUUGCUGGAAGAGAUCGUCAAAGGAGAAGAUUGCGUGGACUGAUAGUUCCACGGCCAUCAGCAUUCUCUCAAGUGAGGGAGGAUCAUGGCGAACACGCCAUCUACGCCUCCGCUCCUCCUACGCCAGACAAGCGAUCUUGGGAGGAGAAUGGGGCCUCAAUCAUCUACCAGGAGAGGAGAUGA
Messenger RNA from Cladocopium goreaui, 4233 nucleotides. The record is from the annotation of a GenBank genome assembly. Lineage: Eukaryota; Dinophyceae; Suessiales; Symbiodiniaceae.